GUCUAAACAAGGUCAAAACAUCAUGACCACUGCCCGCCUUCAUCAGUUACGGCUAUCUUCCUCCUCCGCGAGAUCUCUCGUGGUCUCGAAGUCGUUUGAAAGAGCUAGGAUUACGGCCAGGAAUCCAAGCAUUAGAGGGAGGGAAGGACAAGCCGUUCAUCGACCGGAAUAACGAGAAGAUCUCACUAUCUGGGCAUCUGUGAGGAUGGCCCCCAGUUUCUUCUCAAAACUGGUCAGGACAGCUCCAACAAACAGCCCACACAGUCGCGAGCGGUCACUCGACAAUCCUUCUGAUUCCAACUCGACAAGCAGCCUUACCAAACCCUCUCGAAGUCGAACGGUAUCGGCUGUCGAGACUCCUCCCGAUUUUCGUUCAAACGAAUUCGGUGUACUUGGCUCAGGGGCGGCGAAGAGACUACCGGGCUCGAAUGGUGGAGGUGGAAGUCGAGUUGUGAGCGGGAGUGGUGCCGGAGAUAGAGGUUAUCAGUCGGAUACUGGAACGACGAGCAGCGCAAACCCAAGUGUUCGUAUCGUUCCUCCGUCGCCACAAGUCACCGAGGGCAGUCCAAAUAUUGGAGGCAGUCCAGCAAAAGGAAUCAAUGGGUUGCCGGAAGUAUCGCAUCAGGAAAAACUUGGGGAGUCGGGUAAUGUUAUUGAUGGAUUGCCCUCAUCGUCGCCAGCAGGCAGCGGGUUUUCGGAAGCCUCUCAACGAAAACGACCAUCGUCGCGACCACCCUCUCCAGUACCACCGACAAAUGGCAGCAGUAAAAAGCUGAGCAAGUCCAAGUCACGUCCUACAACCCCAGUGUCCUCAUCUGCAUCACCUGCAUCACCAUCAAAUGCACCGCCCUUACCGCAGCCCUUAGCAGGAACGAACUCAUCAAAUUCUACGACAACUGUGAAGGCAUUACAAACACCGCCGGAGAUGAAACAUAAAUCAUCUAAUAAAUCGCUACGGUCGAUGACUAUCAAGAUUACCCCUCCUCCAGUGCCCCAAAACCUGACCCAUACCCCAAAAGUCAAUUCACUCGACAGUACCAAUUCGAAGACGAGUUCAGGUGGACACGGAUUAGUGGAAUCCCCCACAUCGGUCGAGACGGAGUUUGUCAUGCCGGAAAGACAAGGAAGGGAAGGAAAAGACGAUGAUAUGACUCCUAGGCCUGAUGAGGCACCGGUAUCUCCACAUCAGCGGUCCAAAUCUGUAGGCACAGUGGAAGCCAGUUCGCCCCCAAGAGUUAAUGCACAUCGGAAAGAGGCUACUGCUGGGGUGCCAAAUCCAGUACGACAAGGAAGUGGGUGGAGAAAGCCUACGAGCAAACCUACAGGGUUGGCGGGAGCGAUUGCAGCUAGCGGGUUGGCUAUGGCGAAUCCAGGAAUGACGGGAGUAGGAAUGCAGAGUGCUCAGUUCAGUCCACCGAUAUCCAGGGCACAGAUGAACCGAAUGCCCUCGAAUUCAAAUAUUUCCAAUGCUACUUUGAACGUCAACGAUGACCAAUCACAGAACAAAAAGAAGAAAGAAAAGGAACGAAAAGCUUCUCGUCGUGCAUCUACACACUCGGGAGAUCCGAAUCUGCUUCCGGAACCUGACCUCCGCGAUUUGGACUACUACUCGGGUCUUGAAGACUCUUCGUCAAAUUCUGACGAUUUUGACGCUGAUUCGGAGGAUGAUGACAUUCUAGGGCCUAGGAGGAAGAGGGGAAGAAGUGUUGGUGCGGUGAGCUCAGAGGCAGUUUCGAGUCCUAUUAGAUCCAAGCUAGAGAGUGGAGAGAGUUUACCUUAUGGUGGAAGUGAUUGGGGAGCGAGGAGCGGUGGUGGUGAAUGGGGUGUUACUGGUUUCGCGGUUGCGAGCAGUAGAAGGAAUGCAGAAUUUCAUGAGGUGUUCCCAGGCAUUCCUGAGGGUGAUUAUCUAAUUGAAGAUUAUGGUUGUGCAUUGCAAAGAGAAAUUCUCAUCCAAGGGAGACUAUACAUAUCGGAGAACCAUGUCUGUUUCCAUGCGAACAUCUUAGGAUGGAUUACCGACCUCACAAUACCCAUCUACGAAAUAACCUCACUCGAAAAGAAGAUGACCGCCUUCGUCAUACCCAACGCUCUCCAAAUUACCACGCGCCAAGCCAAAUACAACUUUGCAUCAUUGUUGGCUAGAGACACGACGUAUGAUGUUAUCCAUAACAUUUGGAGGAUUGUCAGAGCGCCUGAUCUGGUUGAAGAGGGUAUGCAUGGAAGGGAGCUUGGUGAGGAUGGUGUUGUUGUUCACGGUCAAGGGGAAACCUGUCCCGCCGCUAGAGUGUCUGGAGGGUCUGCUCCUACAGCUACAACACAGAAAAAGUCGAUAUGUGAGUGCCUGAGAGAGGGCAAACAUUAUACUGAGACUGCGAUGGAUACGGUUGUCCCUGGAACGCCGGAUAGGAUACAUAAUCUAAUGUUUGCGAGCGGGUUUAUAAAGGAGUUCAUGAGCGGUAAUCAGAAGUUAACUGAUAUCCAAAUUUCCGACUGGAUCCCCACGUCACCCGAUGCCCCCCAAGGCCACCUAGCUCGAAACAUGUCUUACAUCAAACCUCUUAACGCCCCUGUCGGCCCCAAAUCGACGAAAUGUGAAAUUCGAGAUGAAGUCGUUCAUUGCGAAUUUGACGAUUAUGUCUCUACGAUCUCCACGACGAGGACACCUGAUGUUCCUAGUGGCAGUGUUUUCAGUGUUAAGACAAGGACGUGUAUUAUGUGGGAUAGCGUGGCCAGCAGUAGGAUUAUUGUCACGACGCAGGUGGAGUGGACUGGGAGAAGUUUUAUCAAGGGUAUUAUCGAACGUUCAGCCAUCGACGGUCAAAAAAACCAGUGCAUUGAACUCGAACGCGCCAUGCGAGCCUACAUUCAAGAACACCAAUUAGAAUUCAUCCCUGAAGGCGUAGAUCUAGGUGCCAUCGCUGCAACCAGCUCUGCAAACGACGCUGCGAAUAAUGCUUCACCCACUUCACCCUCUGCUGGGGACUACCUCGUCCCACCUACACCCAAAGAACGGGAACGAGAGCGCAACCAACGUGCGUUCCAAUGGGCUUGGGAUACGUUUGACGGUGCUUUCAAAGUUGGAACGACAAGUGCGAAGGGAGCGAUUGAGCUCAUUAUAGAUGCGUGGGACCAGAGUGAGACGACGACGAUCUUGUAUUUCGUGAUCGUGGGGUUGGUGUUUAGCAAUUUGUAUACUUGGAUGAAAGUUUCUUCAUCUGGGAAACGAGAGCUGAGGGAGUUGAGGGAGUUGAGAAGGGAACUGAGGGCGCGAGAUAUUGCGUUUCAGGUUCAGGAGCCACCAUCGACAGUAGCCGCUGGAUGGUCUGUUGAUGAAUCGGGAGAGAGGGAGAAAUGGAUACAGGGGAUUGUGUCGGCACUCAAGGAGGAGAUUAAACCUACUACUCCUGCUAAGGGCAAGGGUUCAUCUGGACAAGUGGUAGAUGAAGAGGGAAGUGUGUCCAAGGAGAAACUCGAAGAAACGGUUGCGGAUUUGGUCCGGACACUUGAUCACGUUGAGGCGAAGGCGAAGUUUUUAAGGCAAAGCUUGCAGAAGUCAUCGACUGUAGAUGCUUUGGACUAAUAACGAGGCUCCGGAUACACGAUGGGCGGUUUUUUUUUUAUCUUUAUUUUUCUUACGCGAGAAAUAGUCUGCCGCUCCUUUUUUAAAACUCUUUAUUAUGCUGCUUUAGGUGUCUACUCCUUCACGAUGAUAUUAAUGACGAUAUACCUUUCCAUACUUACCCCGUUGAGAUAUGUAGGAUGCGUAUGUGUAACUAUUUUGCAACAGUGAUUUGCUUUCCGCGG
This is a messenger RNA of Marasmius oreades (fairy-ring Marasmius), 3804 nucleotides long. RefSeq lists its product as uncharacterized. Bases 206 to 3580 code for a protein of 1124 amino acids. The record is from RefSeq and is a predicted model, not a curated record. NCBI's taxonomy places the organism in Eukaryota, Fungi, Basidiomycota, Agaricomycetes, Agaricales, Marasmiaceae. Gene Ontology annotation, biological process: intracellular sterol transport. The transcript has 8 exons. Gene Ontology annotation, molecular function: sterol binding; sterol transfer activity. Gene Ontology annotation, cellular component: plasma membrane; endoplasmic reticulum membrane; endoplasmic reticulum-plasma membrane contact site.